Molecule: messenger RNA, 2183 nt
Organism: Polyodon spathula (Mississippi paddlefish)
Lineage: Eukaryota; Metazoa; Chordata; Actinopteri; Acipenseriformes; Polyodontidae
Gene: colgalt1b
Product: collagen beta(1-O)galactosyltransferase 1b
Molecular function (GO): procollagen galactosyltransferase activity
Source: RefSeq, a predicted model, not a curated record
CGCUCCUUCUCAAAGCACAGAGCAGAUAAUGAUGCAGAAAUGGUCUACAAUUUAAUUUCGCGGUAGCUUCAUGCCCCUUUAACUGAUCGCUAGCAGGAAAUGUGCGCGGUUCCCUCUGCUUCAAUAAUUAUACCCUUUAAAAACCAGCCUGGAUUUCUGUCGGCGAUCCCCACGUCCACACGCCUGAUUUACUCAUCCGAACGUGCCCUUUAAUGCUCAUUUUCUGUCGGCGGUGCUAAUGAUUGCGCCUCGUUGAACCAGCGGGCUGCAAAUCGACAGACUUCUUUCCCGAGUUUGAUUUGUGUGCCCCUGCUGGCAUUGCCCCAGUCACCGAUAGCGAUGUCCCGGCUGCUUCUCUGCCUGCUCUCUAUGCUACUAAAGCCCGGGCCGGCCCGUGGAUACUUCCCGGAGGAGCGCUGGAGUCCCGAGUCGCCGCUGCUCGCUCCCCGGACUAUGCUUGCUCUCCUCUGCCGCAACUCGGCUCACUCGCUCCCUUACGUGUUGAGUAGCAUCGAGAACCUCAGUUUUCCGAAGGACCGCAUCGCGCUCUGGGUGGCGACGGAUCACAAUGCUGACAACACGACGGUGGUGCUGCGGGAGUGGCUGAUCGGUGUGCAGAGCCUCUAUCACUACGUGGAGUGGAGACCGCAGGAGGAGCCCAGAGGGUAUGAGGAUGAGAUGGGCGCCAAGCACUGGACGAACCUUCGCUACGCACAUGUGAUGAAACUGCGCCAGGCCGCGCUCUCCGCCGCCCGGGAGAUGUGGGCCGAUUACAUCCUGUUUGUGGACUGUGACAAUCUGCUCACUAACCGGGACACUCUGUGGAAGCUCAUCUCUGAGAACAAGACGGUGGUGGCUCCCAUGCUGGAGUCCCGCGCAGCGUACUCCAACUUCUGGUGCGGCAUGACAGCGCAGGGUUACUACAGGCGCACUCCAGCCUACAUGCCCAUUCGAAAGAGGGAGCGGAGGGGCUGCUUCGCUGUUCCCAUGGUGCACUCCACCUUCCUCAUCGACCUGCGCAAGGAGGCGUCCCAGGAGCUGGCAUUCCACCCCCCCCACCCCGACUACACCUGGGCCUUCGAUGACAUCAUCGUCUUCGCAUUCUCUGCACGCAUGGCCGAUGUCCAGAUGUUCAUCUGCAACAGGGAGCUCUACGGCUACUUUCCGGUGCCCCUGCGCGCUCACAGCAGCCUGCUGGACGAGAGCGACAGCUUCAUGCACACGCUGCUGGAGGUGACCGUAAACCACCUGCCAGUGGAGCCCUCCCGCUUCCUCCCGGUGCCCCCCAAACACCCCGACAAGAUGGGCUUCGACGAGGUCUUCCUGAUUAAUCUCAAGAGGCGUAAAGACCGUAGAGAGAGGAUGCUGCACACUCUGCAUGAGCAGGAGAUCUCCUGCAAGGUCAUCGCUGCUGUGGACGGGAAAGCUCUCAAUGUCAGUGAGAUCGAAGCCAUGGGCAUUACUAUGCUGCCAGGUUACCAAGACCCUUACCACGGGCGCCCACUCACGAAGGGGGAGCUCGGCUGCUUCCUCUCCCACUACAACAUCUGGAAGGAGAUUGUGGAGCGCGGUCUGGAGACAUCGUUGGUGUUUGAAGAUUUGGUGUUUGAAGAUGACCUUCGGUUCGAGGUGUUCUUCAAGAGGAGGCUGCAGAACCUCAUGCAUGAGAUCCAGACCCAGGGGCUGGACUGGGACCUCAUUUACAUCGGUCGCAAGAGGAUGCAGGUGGAACACCCAGAGAGGGCGGUGCCUAACGUGCACAAUCUGGUGGAGGCGGACUACUCCUAUUGGACGCUGGCCUACGCCAUCUCUCUGCAGGGGGCGCGCAAGCUGCUCGACGCUCAGCCACUCGCCAAGAUGCUGCCUGUCGACGAGUUCCUGCCAGUCAUGUACAACAAGCACCCAGUGGCCGACUACAUGAAGCACUUUGAGCCAAGGGAUCUGCUGGCGUUCUCCGCGGAGCCCCUGCUGGUCUUCCCCACUCACUACACAGGCGACGCUGGCUACAUCAGCGACACGGAGACCUCCACCAUCUGGGACAACGAGGGGCAGCGGACCGACUGGGACCGCCGGAGAUCUCAGAAAACACACGAGCAGGCGGAGCUGAGCAGCGAGGCCCAGAACUCGGACGUGCUUCAGUCUCCGCUGGACAGCACGGCCCGGGACGAGCUCUGACCAUCACC